Mauremys mutica (yellowpond turtle) is the source of this 2314-nucleotide messenger RNA. RefSeq names its product family with sequence similarity 83 member A (gene SACK1A). Gene Ontology annotation, biological process: epidermal growth factor receptor signaling pathway. The record is from RefSeq and is a predicted model, not a curated record. The transcript is spliced from 5 exons. Lineage: Eukaryota; Metazoa; Chordata; Testudines; Geoemydidae. Bases 465 to 1754 code for a protein of 429 amino acids.
UCAAGUUAACAUCUGAGUUGGUUUGGCUGCACAAUAAAUGCUAUAGGAACCCUCAGAAGCCUCAAGCUGUUUUGGAGGUUGUGCAGCAAUGCUUGGAAAUGUACCUCCUUUUGCCUCAAUGCUUCCACAUGCACACCCUUCAGAGAGUACAGUCUUGCAAGGAGGUAUGAUUAAAUCAGACAGAACGGGUAAUGUGAGGUUGAACUCUUCAUGUGCCCUCAGGGCAAGGUGUGUGUCUAUCAAAUUAAUCACCUUUAAACCUAUGUUCCAUCUGAGGCAGAAUCCUUGCUUAAGCACGACAUCUGCAAAGCGACCUCUUCAGUUUUUGGAUACACUUGUACCAACAAAAUCAGCGAGAGCUUGUGGUGCCAAUUUGCCUUUGGUGAGCUGUGUUGGUCUCGUCUGUACAGUCUAUAUGCACAGCGCUCGCCCUACGCAUCAGUCAACUGCUGAUACAAAGAAUAAUGAGCCGAUCAAGACAUGUGGGCAAGAUAAGGAAACGGCUAGAGGAGAUCAAGAAUCAGUCAGUCAGGCCAACAAAAGCAGAUUUCAGCCACCAUGAAAGUGUAAGACUAGCUACUGAUGCCCUGUUGGACGGUGGGACUGAAUCUUAUCUCCGAGCCUUAAAUGAAGAAGGAGAGGUGGAUUUUCUGUCAUCCAUCGAAGCUCAGUAUAUCAAGAAAAAUGCCAGAGAGCCUUACUAUGCUAACGAAUCUCCCACAGAGAGGGAGACUGGACCAAGGCAGAAUGAUGCUGGCUCUCUCCAGUCAGGAACAUACUUCCCUAUAUCUGAAGGCAGUGAACCAGCCCUGCUUCACACAUGGAGCACAGCAGAGAAGCCCUAUCUAAAGGAGAAAUCCAGUGCCACUGUGUAUUUCCAAACAGAGAAGAACAGCAACAUCAGAGACAUUAUACGCCGCUGCAUCAGCAAGACCAGUCAGGUUCUGGCCAUUAUGAUGGAUGUUUUCACUGAUACCGAGGUAUUCUGUGAUGUGCUAGAGGCAGCUAACAAACGAGGUGUUUUUGUCUAUCUGUUGCUUGAUCAAAGCAACAUAAAGCUCUUCAGUGAGAUGUGUGACAAGGUGCAGAUUGCAGAGGAUCACUUCAAGAAUAUUUCAGUCCGAAGUGUUACUGGAGAGGUUUACUGUGCCAAGUCAGGCAGGAAAUUCUCAGGGCAAAUCCAGGAAAAAUUCAUCAUCUCUGAUUGGAGAUACGUUCUCUCUGGAUCAUACAGCUUCACAUGGCUGUGUGGCCAGGUUCACCGGAACUUCCUUUCCAAGUUCACUGGCCAAGUUGUAGAGCUCUUUGAUGAAGAGUUUCAACACCUCUAUGCUUUGUCCAAGCCAGUGAUGGGACUGAGAUCUCCCCCACACACAGUGCCCUUCUUGCUAAACACAAGCACCACCACCCAAGGCAGCCUCACUAGCAGCAGCAACCAGGGAAGUGCCAAUACUCCUUCAGAUCCAUUCAGUAGCUUGUCGGCCAAUAGCACGUAUCAAACCAAACAACCUCCCAGCACUCACAUGUACAGCAGCAACCCAACAUCACAGUCACCACUUCAUAGAGGUAACUCCUUCCAUGGCUACACCUCAUUCAUGUCAACCCAACCAUGGAAGACCAUCCAGACCAACUACUAUCAGUGGCAGCAUGUUGCUGACACCCCAGUACUCCUUUAUAAUAAUGUUAACAUCUACAAACCUAUGCAAUUUAGACAAGAUGAUGUAAACAGGUCCAGAUUAAACCCAUUGUGGUGAUGCCUUCACAAAGCUAACCUGAUUACAUAACCACCUUGUUUUGUAUUACAAACAAAUAGGUAAUAAUGUAUUGAAGAUUCAUUUUAGCAAUAGCCUGUUCAGUGAUGAACACUCAGCAUAGAAAUUAUGUAUAAUAUAAAAUGGGGAGACUUGCAAGACUGUGUUCUCUCUUUAUUUUCUUUCAAGCUUAGGGAUGAUUGUAUGUUUCAGUCACGAAGGACAACCACCACCAAAUGUGUUAUAUCCUUGGGGGCAACAGCUUUAGGAAGAAAUCACUGGAGACACAGAGAGCUGUAAACCUUGGAGCAGCCAUUUAUUGCUACCUACAGAACUAACCAACAGCCAGCCAAACAGGCUGGGCUAUCUCCUAAUAAUCUGACUCAGUUGCCAUAGCAACACAAGAUUCUAUUACCACGACAACCAAAUACACAACAAAAUGUUUCUCUAAUUAAUAAAACCUAAGUCUGUUAGCACUAAACCCUUGCAUAUAAGAUGAUACUGUUUAGGAAUAGAAGUAGUAGCAUUGUUUAAAAUGUCGGUUACAUUGAUCUGUCCUUACA